Diabrotica virgifera virgifera (western corn rootworm) is the source of this 8985-nucleotide messenger RNA. RefSeq names its product sensory neuron membrane protein 1-like. Bases 79 to 1710 code for a protein of 543 amino acids. Lineage: Eukaryota; Metazoa; Arthropoda; Insecta; Coleoptera; Chrysomelidae. The transcript is spliced from 8 exons. The record is from RefSeq and is a predicted model, not a curated record. Gene Ontology annotation, cellular component: membrane; cytoplasm. Gene Ontology annotation, molecular function: scavenger receptor activity.
CCCCUACUCAUCAUUUAGUGGUGUCCGCCGUCAGUCCAUUGCGGUUUUUCAAUUACCAUAGCGGGAGAAAAGACGUGGAUGAAAUUAGUAGAGUUUCAAAAACUUUUUUAUUUAAUAUCUACCGUUAUAACUACCAAGUUUAAUAGAAAAAUGAAGUUGCGGUUUCCAGUGAAGUUAGCGAUAGGCUCGGUCUUUGCCUUAUUUUUUAUCGUUUUGGUAGGAUUUAUACUUUUCCCUAAAAUGAUACAUUCGAAAGUUAAAUCGAUGGUCAAUCUCGGACCUGGUAUGGAGAUCAGAGGAAUGUUCUUAAAAGUUCCAUUUCCAUUAUCAUUUAAAAUAUAUGUAUUUAAUAUAACGAAUCCUAUGGAGAUCCAAAACGGUGCCAUUCCUGAAGUAAAAGAAGUUGGACCAUUUUGUUUUCAGGAAUGGAAAGAAAAAGUAGAUGUGCACGAUGAAGAAGAUAAUGAUAUAAUCACUUAUCUUUCUAAAGAUACUUUUACAAGAACAUCAGGUCCAGGAUGUGUCUCAGGACAAACAGUAGUGACAAUCCCACAUCCAAUGAUACUCGGACUGGUCAAUGCCGUUAGUAGAGCAAAACCCGGUGCUUUAUCUCUAAUCAACAAAGCCAUAAAAUCAAUAUACGCAAAUCCAACAUCUAUAUUUCUAACAGCCAAAGUGGACGACAUUCUUUUUGAUGGAGUUGUUAUUAAAUGUGGCGUAACAGAUUUUGCAGGUAAAGCCAUUUGUACACAGUUGAGAGGAUCAGGAAGCUUGAAGAUAAUUGACGAAAAUGAUUUAGGCUUCUCAUUAAUUGGACCUAAAAAUGCUACUGAACAAAAAAGAAUUAAGGCAAUUCGAGGAACAAAGAAUCAUCACGACGUAGGAAGGAUAGUCGAAUAUGACGGUUCACCGGCUAUGUCAGCGUGGCCAACAGAAGAGUGUAAUAAAAUUAUGGGUACAGAUGGUACAGUAUUUCCUCCAAUGAUGACUAAAGAAGAAGGACUUGUGUCUUUUGCUCCUGACUUGUGUCGGUCACUAAAAGCAUUCUGGGUUAAAAAAACUAAAUACGACGGUAUACCUGUCAACGAAUACACAGCUUCUUUGGGAGAUAGUUCAAAAAAUGAAGCUGAAAAAUGCUACUGCUAUACUCCGGAUACUUGUCUUAAGAAAGGCCUAAUGGACUUAUACAAAUGCGCAGGGGUACCAAUAUACGUUUCAAUGCCUCAUUUUUAUGAUUCCGACGAGUCGUACGUAAAAGGAGUAAAAGGUCUUAAUCCCAAUAAAAAGGAGCAUGAAAUAUCUAUCCUGUUUGAACAGAUGACUGGAGGACCCGUAUCUGCCAAAAAGCGAUUACAAUUCAGUAUGCCGUUGGAACCAAACCAAAAAGUAGACUUAUUUAAAAACUUUACUACUACAGUUAUUCCAAUGUUCUGGGUAGAAGAGGGAGUUGAUUUAAACAACACUUUCACGAAACCUCUGAAAAUGCUGUACACAAUGAAAAAAGUAGUAAAUAUCUCAAAGUAUCUUAUUCUCUCUGGCUCUAUAGUAGGAUGUAUAGCGGCGGCCUAUUUAUUUUUUAAAAAUAAUGACAAAGUUACCAUCACAAAAGUCAAAGACGUGCAGAAAGUCCCAGCCCCACCUAGUGGAAUAUCGACAGUAAAUGGACACACGAAUAGAGCAAUGUCUGAAAACGAAGUUGAUAAAUUUUAAAUUAACUAGAUCUGUAGAGAUUACUUUUUACAACUACAACUAAGUUACUAAAUAAAGCUUAUUUCUUAUUUAUUAUUAAAUGGCGAUUCAUAAAAAUUGAAAUUACUUGUAUAACAAUGCGUAUUAACAUUGUAACAAAACAUUAUCCAAUAAUCCCAAUUAUUACUUAUUUAAUAAACUUGUAUUCAGAUCAACAAUUAUCAAAAUUUUUCAAUAUAUUAUAAUUCUGUGGUAUAACAAAUAAACGUUAUAAAAGUAUCAAGCAAGUCAGUGGCGACCAUGUGUCCAUUAGCAAAACCUUCAAAUUUAACUUCUAUAAAAAAAAUAAAAUUUAAAGCACUCAUGGGAAUGCCUACAGAAGUGAAAACUUCUUAUAUACAAAUUACGAACUCGAUGCUUUUUCCCCAUCCAAAAAAAGUGCUAUACCUAUAUUAUAUACGCGUUUCGUACGUUCUAUGCUACUUAUGUAUACAUACACAUGAUACUAUAAAUAAGAUCAUAAGCGCAUCCUGAAGGGAGGGGGAGUCGUGACGCAACUGGAGACCGGCACGUUCGUAAUGGUUCGUAACGUCCGAUUAGUUUGAAUAGUUCGCGGUUGUAAGAUAAGUGUAUUUUAUAUUUUAUCUUUGUAAAAGUGAGAUGUGUUUUAUAAACAAAUAACACAAAAAGUCGUUUAAUAUUAUUUUGCUAAUUGAACCAUUUCAUGACAGAAUGCAUACAAAUCCCAUUUAACUUUAACAAGAAAUCAAAUUCAAAUUGUUCUCCAGUUACGUCAUCUUGCGCGAAAUCGGACGUAUUUGUGCUACGGGAAGAUACUAUCUGGUUAUUUUUAGUAUUAUGUACAUACACAUAAUAAUAUAUAUACGUACAAAAUUUAGAUCGGCAAAGUGAUGACGGUCGCAAACUCAAUACUUUUUCCCCAUCUAAAAAGUGCACAACGUCCCUAAAGAAGUUUUCACUUCAAAAAUUUAUUUAGUCGAAGCAAUGACGGUCGCUAAUUUAAUACUUUUUCCCCAUCUAAAAAGUGCACAAUGACCCUAAAACAAGUUUUCACUUCAAAAAUUUAUUUCGCCGAAGCGAUGACGGUCGCUAAUCCAAUAAUCCUUCCCCAACCAAAAAGUGCACAACGUUCCUCAAGAAAUAUUCAUUUUAAAAAUUUAUUUCGCCGAAGCGAUGACGGUCGCUAAUUCAACACUUUUCCUCAUCUAAAAAGUGUAUAACGUCUCUAAAAAAGUUUUGUGUCAAAAAUAUAUUUCGUCGAAGCAAUGACGGUUGCGACGACGGUCGCUAAUUCAAUACUUUUUCUCCAUAUAAAAAGGGCAAAACGUCCCUAAAGAAGUUUUCACUUCAAAAAUUUAUUUCGUUGAAGCAAUGUCCGUCGUUAAUUUAAUACUUUUUCCACCUACCUCUACCGAAAGUAUACUUUUCCGGACCUGAUUGUAGGGAGCAAAGUUGUACUUUUCCUCCCUAGGGAGGAAAAUAUUUUUCCUCCCUAGGGAGGAAAAGUAAAAGUGACGUCAUGAUAUUUCAUUCAUGAAAUAUAACUUAUUGACGCCCUGUAUAAGAUCUAUUUUCUAUUACGAAGUAUCUAUACAUUUUAACGUUUAUUUAUAAAACAUCCUGUAUUUUGCAGAAUGGUAAAAAACAGUAAAUUGUUAUUUUGAUUUAACAAUGUUUACAUUAAUAAUUUGACUUAUAUUUGACAGUUGACAGUUAUAUUGUACCUACUUGUUGUUUUGGUUCUAAUAAAUUUUGUUGAUUAGUUACAUAAAUAAAUUAAGUAAAAAUGAAAAAAUGACUGUUAUUUGAGGAAGGUGGAAAACCCAUAUGUAUAACAUGGGAGUAAAGUGCCUUUUCCUCCCUUGAAUGAUUACUGCCCUCCGCUACGCGUCGGGCAGUAAACUUCAUUCUCGGGAGGAAAAGUUACACUUUCCUCCCUUGUUAUACAAAUAGCUAUUUCCCCAUCGAAAAAAUGCAAAAGGUAUCUAAAGAAGUUUUCGCUUUAAAAAAUUUAUUUUGCCGAAGCGAUGACGGUCGCUAAUUCAAUACUUUUCCCCAUCUAAAAAGGAUACAACGUCCCUAAAGAAGUUUUCACUUCAAAAAUUUAUUUCGUCGAAGCAAUGACAGUCACUGAUUUAAUACGUUUUCCUCAUCUAAAAAGGGUACAACAUCCCUAAAGAAGUUUUCACUUCAAAAAUUAUUUCGUCGAAGCAAUGAGGGUCGCGAUGACGCAUGACGGUCGCUAAUUCAAUACUUUUUCCCCAUCUAGAAAGGGCGCAACGUCCCUAAAGAAUUUUUCACUUCAAAAAUUUAUUUUCGUCGAAGCAGUGACGGUCGCUAAUUCAAUAUUUUUUCUCAAUCUAAAGAGGGCAGAACGUCCCAAAGAAGUUUUCACUUCAAAAAUUUAUUUUUGUCGAAGCAAUGACGAUCGCGAUGACGGUCGCUAAUUCAAUACCUUUUCCUCUUUUAAAAAGGGCAAAACGUCCCUAAAGAAGCAUUCACUUUAAAACAUCAUUUCGUCGAAGCAAUGACGGUCGCGAUGACGGUCGCUAAUUCAAUACUUUUCCCCAUCUAAAAAGUGCACAACGUUUUCACUUCAAAAGUUUAUUUCGUCGAAGCAAUGACGGUCGAGAUGACGGUCGCUAAUUUAAUACUUUUUCGCCAUUUAAAAAGGGAACAACGUUUCUACAGAAGUUUUCACUACAAAAAUUUAUUUCGCCGAAGCCAUGACGGUCGCUAAAUCAAUAUCUACUUUUCUUAAUCUAAAAAGUGCACAAUGUCCUUAAAGAAGUGUUCGCUUCAAAAAUUUAUUUCGUCGAAGCAAUGACGGUCGCUAAUUUAAUACUUUUUCCCCAUCUAAAAAGUGCACAACGUCCCUAAAGAAAUUUUCACUUCAAUGAUAUUACUAUUAUUAUACGUAUAUUAUAAUAAUAUUUGUACAACAUUUAUUUCGUCGAAGUGAUGACGGUCGCGAAAUCAAUCCUUUUUCCCCAUUCCAAAAUAGAUAUUACAUUUAUUUUAAAUAUGAAUACUCCUACAGAAUUUAUACCGGGUGGUGAAUUGGAAAACGGGCCAUAGGAAACUCAAUGUAAAAUUCUAAAUUGUUGAAUUCCUGCUUCCCUAAUUAUUUUACAUCAAAAGUCAUGAGAAACUAUUUGUAGAGGAUUAAAAUCUGUAUUAAAACCAAAAGUAAAAUUGUUCUACGAUUUAAAGAGAGUCCAAAAUUUUGAAAAAAAAAAUACAUUUGCCAUACCUAAGUAAAUGCGUAAAAGUAAGGCCACACGUUAUUAUUUCUGACAGUACGCAAACUAUUGACUGAAUAAAACAUCUUUAUUAUUACUACUUUCUCCUUAACUGAGGACAUCUUUUCGACUUUACUGUUUUUUAAACAAUAAAAACGAUAAAAUAAAAAUACUGACAGUUCAAAAUAUUGUUAAUAUAAUAAUUUCAUUGUGACCGAAGGCAACCUUAUACACAUUCUUGCACUGUGUGUGGCCUAAAUUUGGCAAAUACUUUGAUAAAAUUUAUUAUAUUUUACAAAAUUUUGGAAUGUGUUUAAUUCGUAGAACAAUUUUAACAAUUGUUUUCAAUAAAGAUUUCAAUCCUCUAUACAUAGUUUCCCAUGUCUUUUGAUGUAGAAUAAUUAGGGAAGCAGGAAUUCAACAGUAUAGAAUUUUACAUUGGGUUUCCUAUGGCCCGUUUUCCAAUUCACCACCCUGUAUAUACCUAAAUUCACAUAAUAAAUAUACGUACAAAAUUUAUUUCGCCAAAGAGAUGACGGUCGCGAUGACGGUCGCGAAAUAAAUCCUUUUUCACCAUCUAAAAAUAGGUUUUACAUUUAUUUUAAAUUUAAAUAUGUACUUCUAUACAAUUUAUGUAUACAUACACAUAAUAUAGAUACGUACAAAAUUUAUUUCACCAAAGGGAUGACGGUCGCGAUAACGGUCGCGAAAUAAAUCCUUUUUCCCCAUCCUAAAAUAGGUUUUACAUUUAUUUUAAAUUUAAAUACUUCUAUACAAUUUAUAUAUACAUACAAAUAAUAUACCUAUAUAAUAUGUACAAAAUUUAUUUCACCGAAGCGAUGACGGUCGCGAUGAUGGUCGCGAAAUCAGUCCUUUUCCCCAUCCUAAAAUAGGUUUUACAUUUAUUUUAAAUUCAAAUACCUCUACACAAUUUAUAUAUACAUACACAUAAUAUAUAGCAUAAGCGAUGACGGUCGCAAUGACGGUCGCGAUGACGUUCGCGAUGACGGUCGCGAUGACGGUCGCGAUGACGGUCGCGAUGACGGUCACGAAUUCAAUGUUUUUCCCCUAUCCAAAAAUCGCACAACGUCCCUAAAGAAGUUUUCACUUCAAUAAAUAAAAAUAUUUUUUAUUUACCUAUAUCUUAUUUUCUUCCGUCUAACUAAAAUUUUCACGGUAUUCUAUAAUUUAAUUUUUUUGUAUCUUCUUGUUGAUUGCUGUACAGUCAUUCUUGUUAAUUUUUUUUUCUCAUAGAUAGCUCAUAAAUGUCUGCCGGUGUAUGUUGCCCAAUGAUAUUGGUUUUGUUUACAAUAUUAUGUACAACCAGCCAACCAGCCAACAAAAGAUGUUCUCCAAGUUUGUUAGAUCUGCUGGUUGGGAAGUGCAAUGAACAUUUCCUUGGGCUUGUUGGUUAUGCCUGAGGCAAGGGAUUUGUGAAGAUAUGCUUGUUUAGCUAUUCGUAUCUUAUAAUUUUUUAAUUUCAGUACUAAAAGGGACAUGCGCAUCCCUCUGUAUCAGUCUUCUAUUAGUGCUGAAUUCCUUAGAGUAGCUAUUUUGGAUUUUCACUUUAUAUGGGAGUUUUGACAUUGAGACAUUUAUUUACCAAUCUUAUCAACUUUUCAUAUUUUCUAAUUUUAUCAAUUUGACAAUAAUUUCGAAGUGUUGCAAUGCUCUUGUUUAUUAUAGCUUUAUCAUAGCCACUUUGAAAUCUACAAAUAGGUAAAAAGUGUCUCCAUCCAUUAAGGAUGUUCUCUUGGAAAAUCAUAGGAUUUUCUUGGCUUAAAUUAUUUUCUCGUACCGUUGAUCUUUCUAUAACUCUUUCUAUUAUCGUUUUAUUUACUAAACCCCCAACUUUUGCAGCAUUUUAGUCUCAUAUUUUCUUUAUUUAUUUUGUGAACAUAUUUUUCCCUCUGAAUUCCAUAAGCUUCAACAGUUCGAUCCCGAAACUUUCCUCUUGAGUCCCUGUUUUUCUGCACAUUUUUUAAUUUCUUAACAUGAAAAUCACAAGAAAUUAAAAUUACGAGAGAACAUUACCUAUUGAUUUAAUUUCUUCAACUUAAAACCGUAGUUAUAAAAACCGUAGAAAUACUUCCGAAAUUCAUUUAUUUUUUUCGAAUCCUGAGAAAAGUAAUACGUAUUUUUAAAAAAUUUAAAGGCAGAAUACAAGACUACAUAAUUACCGAGGGCUGAAAGCCUCUUAAAACUUGUAUAAUGUUUAUUUUAAUAAGUUACAGGGUUGAAAAGAACAUAGAAAACUUAGUGUGAUUUUUAAUUUCAAAUAUCUCAUUCAAAAGAAAAAUUGCGUUUAUUCUAAGGGACUUCCGAUCUUCGAUAAUGAUGUAAUCUUUAAUUUUGCGUUUAAAUUUCUUAAAAUUAAGGCACUCGGGUGAGUGCCGACAGAAGUGCAAACUUCUGGUGACCAAGCGACUUCGGGUACCCACACUAUCCUUCCUCCAACCUUUAUAACUUCGGUCGAACUUAUAAGCAAUUCAACUUACAGUAUAUAAAUAACCAAUAUCUCGCCGUAGCGAUGACGGUCCCGAGUUCAACGCUUUUUCCCCAUCUAAAAAGGAGUGCUAUACCUAUAUUAUACACGCGUUGCGUACGUCCUAUGCUACUUAUAUAUACAUACACAUAAUACAUAUACGUACAGAAUUUAUUUCGGCAAGGCAAUGACACAACGUCGCUAAAGAAGUUUUUACUUCAAGAGAGAUAGGGAUAGUGCGGCUUCUCAUGCGCUUACUUCGCAAGCUCUUUCGGGUACACACUCUCUCUCCCUCAUCCAACCAUUAUAACUUCGGUUGAACUUAUACGCAUUUCAACCUAUAAUAUAUAAAUUACUAAUAUUUCGCAGUAGUGAUAACGGUCACGAAUUCAUUAUUUUCUCCCCAUCCAAAAAGUGCACAACGUCCCUAAAGACGUUUUCACUUCAAAAAUAUAUUUCGCCGAAGUGGUGACGGUCGCGACGACGGUCGGGAAUUCAAUACUUUUUCCCCAUCCAAAAAUGGGCACAACGUCCCUAAAGAAAUUUUCACUUCAAAAAUUUAUUUCGCCGAAGCGAUGAGGUCGCGAAUUCAAUACUUUUUCCCCUCCAAAAAGUGCACAACGUCGCUAAAGAUGUUUUCACUUCAAAAAUUUAUUUCGCCGAAGCGAUGACGGUCGCGAAUUCAAUACUUUUCCCUAUACAAAAAAUGCACAACGUCCCUAAAGCGAUGAUGGUCGCGAUAACGGUUGCGACUUCAAUACUUUUUCCCCAUCCAAAAAUGGCACAACGUCCCUAAAGAAGUUUUCACUUCAAAAAUUUAUUUCGCCGAAGCGAUGACGGUUGCCACGACGGUCACGAAUUCGAUACUUUUUCCCCAUCCAAAAAGUGCACAACGUCCCUAAAGAAGUUUUCACUUUAAAAAUUGAUUUCGCCGUAGUGAUGACGGUCGCGAUGAUGGUCGCUAAUUCAAUACUUUUUCCCCAUCCAAAAAGUACAUAACGUCCCUAAAGAAGUUUUCACUUCAAAAAUAUCCAUUAAUUUUAUCAGGAUUCGAAAAAAAUUAAUGCAUUUUAAAAGCAUUGGUCCGAAAUUUUGCGUCUACGCUCUUAAAAUAUAUAAUAGUAAUUGACAUCUUUGAUAAGACAUGAUGACAACAAGAAGUGUUAUUUAGAAUGAUUAUGUGAAAUGGAAAUAGGAGUAGUAAAAAUGCAUUGGAAAUAAACUAUUUUGUUUGAAUUUAUAAUCAUAACAUUGAAAUUAUACAAAUACAAGCUAUAUUUUUAUGAAAUGUCAUUUAAGAUCUAUUCAGAAUAUAGUCGAGGACUUAUCUCGCUUCGAUACCUGUUCAGUUCAAUAUAAUAGUCACCUGGGUGUUUACAUCUACACGCUGCACUCUCUUUAUCUCUACUAUUUUUCCUUUACAUGGAAACAAUAUACAUAAUUAACUUUACAUAAAGGUACGUAUCCACUAUGUUCGAGCUCCUCUUGCGCUCCGCUCUCCUUCCACUGUGAAACUGAAUAAAAUACUCUGUAAUUGGAAAAUAAUAA